AUGUCAGUGGCGCUCGUGUUGUCAGUUUCUAUCCAGAUCGCUCGAAUGAAUGUGGGAUGCGUAGGCUUAUGUUCUAGUCCACUACUGAGUGUUUUCGAGAUGCAGCUUACUCGUUUGUGCUUAGGACGUUUUAUCCCGUGGAAAUGCACGCCAGGUGCUACUUGGGGUGGGAAACAACGCAAAAUCCCCCGACUCACUCACGCACGCAAAUCUGCCUUCCUUGGUCACAUGUUGCUUUCGGAACAGAAUCAUCGUUUUUUGCAAAAUCCUUGCAUGACUGCCGAGGUAGAAGCUGCCACAUUAGAAGACGAACGACGUCGUGAACUGGAGCGUGAAGAUCAGGUGUUCUACGAUCGAUAUGCCACGCAAUUUCACAAUCGAUUUGUCAGUCGAAGAAUUGAGGAGACCUGGAAGCGGGUACUACGCCGUCAACGAUUCGACAUUUGAUAAGAACUGCAACUGUGUGGAAAGUAGUCCGCAAAUUUUCGGACUCGCUUUUUUGCCAAUUCAUUGAUUGUAUUAGUACGACUGUAUUUCUUCUGGCUGAAUUUCAAACGAAUUGAAUUAUUUGAGAUAAUGUCCAGCC
Molecule: messenger RNA, 586 nt
Organism: Opisthorchis viverrini
Lineage: Eukaryota; Metazoa; Platyhelminthes; Trematoda; Opisthorchiida; Opisthorchiidae
Exons: 3
Coding region: 1-447 (148 amino acids)
Cellular component (GO): mitochondrial ribosome
Source: RefSeq, a predicted model, not a curated record